Molecule: messenger RNA, 2898 nt
Organism: Cuscuta europaea
Lineage: Eukaryota; Viridiplantae; Streptophyta; Magnoliopsida; Solanales; Convolvulaceae
Source: the annotation of a GenBank genome assembly
CCUUCUCUCUCUCUCUCUAUCAAAAUGAGAAGCCUAGAGUGUUAUCCUAGUUCUAUAGUGAGAGAGUGCUGGUAUCACUUUGGGUCUGAGUUCCGACUACCCUCCGGUGAUAUCCUAGGGAUCCUUCUGUGGACUUCACCGUGUUCUGGUAGUUCAGAGGUUCUUCUCUGGUGGGUUCUCUAGGUAGUCUGGUCUGGGCGUUCGGCUCCUAAACUGAGUGUUGAUACUGUUGCCCUUUCAUCUUCCAUAUUUUGACUCCUUGGUGGUGAAUGAUGAGCUAACCCUUGGGAUUUGGUGAUUGAGGUCUGAGCCGAUCCAGUGACAUAACAAAUUUGUUUGAGUAUGUUUUUUUUAUAAUCCAGGUGUCGGGGUCUUACGCUCCCAUAAUCCUGGAGUCUAUGAACUACCCUCCAAAGCCCCUAGACAGUUAAAUCCGAAUCUGAUCACAGUCAGCCCCGUCAGUACUGGCUCCAAAGGACGAAUCCAGCAGGACUUACAUCACCUUUCAUGCUGCUCCUCCCACCACACGAACCCGCUACCUCCAUUGCCAUCCUCUCCCUUCUCAGCCGCGACUCCGUGAAGGUAGGAAGAAUCAUUGGAAGCAAGACCUCUCUCAUCUCCCCUUGACGGGGAUUGAAUCCAAGACCUCCCACAAAGGAGAGACUUGGGGGUGGAUGGUCAUCCAAUGGACUACACCCACCUUUUGAGUAUGUCUCAAUCUAUGAUGCGCACACAUUCAAUCUAUGUUUGGCAUUCUUCGAAUUGGUCAGAAAUAGCUAAAAUUGAUGAGGGUGGGUUGUUAGAGCAAAUUUGAGUAAAUUCCUAUAUCAAAACUUCAAAUUAAACAUGCAAUAGUCACUUUCUUUUAUCUCCAUUCGUUGACUUUGACUUCCUACUCGUCGUUAACUUUAAGACUCAAUUCGGAGUAUAUUAUUUGAGCUCAAAAUGUCAAAACAUAUGCUAAAUCCAUGGUGAUGAAUGCUGAAAGUCUUUAAAUAGUGCGAUGACAUUUUAAAUAUCUUGAACGAAAAAAGUAGAAUGUUUUUGUAAUGUUAAUUGUUAGACGACUGCAAAGUACAAUACAAGAAAUUAAUUAAAGCUGGCACUCAAAAUUGGAAAUAUCGAUUUUUUUGAUAAUAAAAAAACAGGAAUAAUUCAAUGUUAAUUAUUUUUUUGUCUUCCCACGUAGGUGCCUAUGUACAUUUUGGGUCAGCUGGUUGGUUCAAUUCUUGCCAGUGGGACUUUGUAUGUGUUACUUGGUGUGAAGAGUGAGGCUUUCUUCGGAACCCUUCCCGCUGGUUCAGACAUCCAAUCUUUUAUUAUUGAAUUCAUAAUGUCUUUCCUCUUCAUGUUCGUCAUCUCUGGUGUUGCUACUGAUAACAGAGCUGUGAGUAAUUCAUAUUUUUUGCAAAAUGAUUUUUUGCUUAACUUGCAUGGCACAAUCACACAUUUUUAUGUCACGUCUUUCUGUUUGCCAAUGAUUUCUUUUUUAUUUUCCACAUGGAUAUGACACAAACUUUAAGAGUAGACCUCAUAUGUUGUUUGUAAAAUUAGGAAAAGGCCAUUUGUACAUUUUUUGUACAUAUUUGGUGUACACCACCUGUUUGCUUGUGUACACAGGCAGCUCAUUUUGAAGCUCCUAUGUACUCAUGCAACUAGACAGUGUGUACAACAAAAGUGUACAAAAAAAGUGUACAAUAGCAUGACUUGUAACUUUAUAGGUGAUAGGUGAAAUGAUUGAUCACAUAUCUUAAUUGGCUCUCAAACCUUAUCAAAACUUAGUAGUAUAAAGUUUUAUCUUAAAAGAUACUACCUCCGUCCCAUAAUUUACUUCCAAAAUAAAGUGGCACGCGGAUUAAGAAAGUGAGAAUUGUGUGGUGGAGAGUUGUGCAGAGGAGAGAGAAAUGCUGUGAACCACAAAUUCUAUGCCAAAAAAGGAAAGGGAAGUUCUUUUUGGGACGGACGAAAAGGGAAAGUUGGAAGUAUUUUCAGGGACGGAGGGAGUAAACAUGAUACGAGGAAUCGUUUAAUACUUUAUUUGUUGGUUUGUACUUUACACUAUUUGCGAUUAGGUUUUAACGCAAUUUAAGUUUAAAGACUAACUCUACUUUCAUUCAAGUUUAAAAACCACUAGCUGGUACAACGACUUACCACGCGCAGCAAAAAGUGUUCAUAUAGUUGUGACCAUAUAUGCAUUGGAGAAUCUUUACAUAAAUCCUGUGUAAUUUUCUCAUUUCCUCAUAUUCCAUGCAUGCUAAUUUGACUUACUUUUUGUCCUUGUAUUGAAAACAAAGAUCGGAGAGCUGGCAGGAAUUGCUAUUGGAAUGACAAUUCUCAUUAGUGUUCUUGUUGCAGGGCCUAUUUCUGGAGCAUCAAUGAACCCAGCAAGAAGUCUCGGGCCUGCAAUAGUGAUGCAUAAGUACAAGAGUAUAUGGGUUUAUAUCGUUGGCCCUAUAAUGGGAACCACAGCUGGUGGGUUCACUUAUAACCUCAUCAGGUUCACGGAAAAGCCCCUUAGAGAACUCACUAGAAGUGGAUCAUUCCUAAAAAGCUUAUCGAGAAAGGCCAGUACUUCAGCCCACUAGACUUUCUGCCGCCAUUAUUGAAAGUUGAAACUACAACUUAGAGGUGAGCAUAAAAACAGAACCAAACCUGCCUGUAAUGGUAUUGAACAGAAUAUUGGAUAUAUUAACGGUUCUAUAGAUUUGUAUCUUGAACCGAAACUUUACCGUUUGAAACGGGUACGGAUUCAGUCCUAGAUUUUGAGAAUCGAAAAUUACCGGACAAGACCGUUCAUAAAUAAUGCGUUAGAGUUUUUUACAUUUAUACUAUACGCCUAUACCAAUAAUUUUCUUAUUCAGACCAAUAGUACUUUAGCUCGAGUAUAUUCAUUCGUCC